This is a messenger RNA of Scleropages formosus (Asian bonytongue), 2823 nucleotides long. RefSeq names its product DEAD (Asp-Glu-Ala-Asp) box helicase 24 (gene ddx24). The transcript is spliced from 9 exons. Lineage: Eukaryota; Metazoa; Chordata; Actinopteri; Osteoglossiformes; Osteoglossidae. The record is from RefSeq and is a predicted model, not a curated record. Gene Ontology annotation, molecular function: nucleic acid binding; RNA helicase activity; ATP binding. The coding region runs from base 114 to 2711 and encodes 865 amino acids.
ACGUGAUCUCGUGUCGAAUGGCUGCCUCCUCGUGCCAUGUGUGGUAGUUUUUGCUACACUUGAGACGCGUUAGGGAACAGUAUUUACCUCAGAAUAGCGUAAGUACACGGGCAAUGAAAACCAACAAAUUCCAGUCCAAGAAGAAGGGCUCCAUGAAUUUAAAGAAAUCGGCUAAACGUGGGAUCAAUGUCAGAGGUAGCUGGAAGGUAGUGCAGCUUGAUCCCAGUCUUUUCCCAGAGGAGGACAUAGGGGAGCUUGUAAGCUUUGAGGAGCUAACAGACUACCGUCUGGUGGACUCGCAUAAGGUUGCUCUGAAAGAGGAUAACAAGAAGAAGAAGAAAAAGAAAGAGAGGGAGAAGAAAGGACAGAAAAGAAAAGCAAGUGAUGGAGAUGAAAUGGAAGCGGGCAUUCAGGAGGCUGCAGAUGAUGGAGGUGGGGAGGAGGAGAAGGAAGAGGAGUCAGAAACACCAUCCAAAAAAAAGAAGAGAAAGAUGCGUGAAACAGAUGAUAGUGUUGGUAAUGUCUCCACUGUAGAAGGGAAUGGUGCAAAAGCAAAACAGGAUAAAAAAUCUGAACACAGUCCAGCACUGGAGUCUUCAGCAGCCUCUGAGAAAAUCAAGAAAAAAAGGAGGGUAAAAAAUUUGAAGGAACCAUCCACAGAGAGCCAAACUACAUCUAAUACUAAGGUACCUAGUGAUUCAGGAUCACCUGCCAAAGUUCCAUUAUUCUCCAAAAGGAAGACAAAGAAUUGGACCAAAGUUGCACUCUCUGGCUCUUCAGGUCAUGAGACAGAUGUGUCUGCAUGGAAGGACCUGUUUGUCCCGGAACCAGUCCUGGAUGCUCUGUGUUGUCUUGGGUUUAGUUCACCAACACCAAUCCAAGCUCUUGCUCUGCCUCCUGCCAUCAGGGACCGGUUGGAUGUUCUUGGAGCAGCUGAGACUGGCAGUGGGAAAACACUGUCUUUUGGAAUUCCCAUGAUCCAUUCCAUCUUGGAAUGGAGGAAAACACAGAAUAUGAAGCCCAAAGAGGGGACUGUAGAUGAAAGUGUGACCGAGGCUGUCAGCAAAUCCGAGUCUGAGCAGCCAGCAAGCACAGAGGAAAUAGGACGAGAGGAAUGUGGUGAUACACUAAAUGAUGAAGGCAGUGAUGAUGAUGAACAAGAUGUACCAGAAGAUGAUAUGGAGGAUGAUGACAAUGAAGACAUCAAUUCUCAGCAGCUUGGUUGUGUUAAAGUCAUAGAAGAUGUGGAGUUUGACUUUGACAUCACUGGUAAGACUGGUGAUUUGAAAUCCCAAGCCAUUCAGAAACAGCCAUUACUGGGACUGGUUCUAACCCCAACCAGGGAGUUGGCCGUUCAAGUGAAGCACCACAUAGAUGCUGCCGCCCAGUUUACAGGUAUAAAGACUGCCAUUGUUGUCGGGGGUAUGGCUCCGCAGAAGCAAAACAGGAUAUUGAAGCGACAACCUGAAAUAGUAAUUGCCACCCCUGGCCGACUUUGGGAGCUCAUUAAGGAGGGACAUCCCCAUUUGCAGAACCUCGGGCAUCUCAGGUGUCUUGUCAUUGACGAGGCAGACCGAAUGGUUGAAAAAGGUCACUUUGCAGAGCUGGAGAAUCUGCUAGAGAUGCUCAACAAUACUCAGUUCAGUCCAAACAGGCAGACUUUUGUGUUCUCUGCAACACUGACCAUGGUGCACCAGCUGCCCAGUCGCAUCUGGCAGAAAAAGAAGGGUAAAAAGCAGGAUCACCGUAGCAAACUGGAGAUCCUCAUGGAAAAAGUGGGAAUCAAGGCCAAGCCCAAGAUCAUAGAUCUCACCCGAAAGGAGGCCACAGUGGAGACACUGACCGAGACACGGAUCCAUUGUGACAAGGAUGACAAGGACUUCUACCUGUACUACUUUCUACGGCAGUACCCAGGCCGCACCAUGGUGUUUGCCAACAGCAUUGACUGCAUCAAGCGACUCACGUCCUUGCUCACUAUACUGGAUUGUGCCCCUUUACCCCUGCAUGCCAACAUGCACCAGAAGCAACGCCUUAAGAAUCUGGAGAGGUUUGCUGAGAAAGAAAGCUCUGUGCUCCUCACUACCGAUGUGGCAGCUCGAGGUCUGGACAUUCCCAACGUCCAGCAUGUGAUCCACUACCAGGUGCCACGAACAUCGGAAACAUAUGUUCACCGCAGCGGCCGCACAGCCAGGGCUAGUAAAGAGGGUCUCAGCCUGCUUCUGAUUGGUCCAGAUGAUAUGAUAAACUUUAGAAAAAUAUACAGAACACUUGGAAAGGAUGAGGAUCUACCAAUAUUUCCCAUACAAGUCAGAUGCAUGGCUGCAGUCAAGGAGCGUGUUAACCUUGCUAGGAAGAUUGAGAAGAUUGAGUACCAUAACAGCAGGGAGAAGCAGCACAACUCCUGGUUCAAACAAGCAGCAGAAGAACUUGACAUAGAACUGGAUGAUGAUGUUCUUCUGGGACGGGGGAAAGAUGAAGCUGAAGAGAGGCAGCAACAGAAGAUGAUUAAGGGCCUUAAAAAACACUUGCAGCAUCUGCUGCAGCAGCCAAUUUUCCAGAAUGCCAUGAAGACCAAGUACCCCACACAGAUGGGGAAGCUUACCUUGCCUAAACUUCCACUCGCCAAUGUGGAGACCGCCCUGGACAGCCUGAGCAAACAGAAACAGAAGCAGAAAGGACAUAAGAAGAAGAAUCAGAAACAGCAGCAGUAGCUACCACUCUGAAACAUAAUUUUUAAACUGGGCAGGAGUUUAUAAAUGUUUUAUAAAAAAUGUUUUAUGAAUGCAUAUUAUCUGUCCCUCUGCUACUUUCUUAUGUUCACAC